AUUCGAAUUUGACGAGGAACAGGUGUCACAUUAGAGAACUAAAAGUGGAGAACACCUGUGAUGAGUGGAGGGAGAAAAUAAGAGUGAAAGAAGAAAAAGAUAUUGCAUGGAAGAUGGUGUCUUGAUCAAAACUGUUUAUUUAUCACGUUUGGUUCUUGCUACAGAACCUCAAGAAAUUACUCCUUUUAGGUCCAUGGGACUUGAAAAAAAGAAAAAAGAAAUUAUUGCGCGAGCUACGUUUGUAGUUCUUCUGUCAAAGAUUUCUUUAUGUUUUACUAUAAACGGGAUCGGACAGCAUAUAGUGAGCGAGAGAUGAAGUUAUUUUCGAUUUUUAUCACUUGCUUUUCCUGUGAUGACACGUACAGCUUUACGAAAUUAGGUGUUACAACCAGUUCCAGAUUCCACAGCAAGGGGAGAGAGAGAGAGGAAAAAACCAGCUUGGCGCUAUAAUAACGAAAAUGUUUUCGGAGCACAAAUGGAGGACAGGGCUCAUGCAGCAUGCUUGUGACCUCGCCAACAUCCUCAAGGCCUUCAUCGGCUCCAACUUCUUGUCCAUUCCUUUCGGCUUCAGCCACUGUGGCUUGCUGCUGGGUGUGGUGGGCAUGGUCUGCAUCGCCGUGCUCACGGCUCACUGCUGUCUCCUUCUGGUCACCUGCAAGCACAAGUUGUUACAUCACAUCAUAGCUGCACAAGAGCAGCACCACACGAGUGACACGACCCCGACACCACGCCAGACACCACGCCAAACCAGCAAACCGCGCUUCCUCAAAACGAAAGUUGCAAGACUGACGCCGCGCACGUGACAAACGGCGGUCACCCUCUACUGG
Pomacea canaliculata is the source of this 827-nucleotide messenger RNA. Its product is annotated as proton-coupled amino acid transporter 3-like. Bases 459 to 803 code for a protein of 114 amino acids. Gene Ontology annotation, cellular component: vacuolar membrane. Lineage: Eukaryota; Metazoa; Mollusca; Gastropoda; Architaenioglossa; Ampullariidae. Gene Ontology annotation, biological process: amino acid transmembrane transport. The record is from RefSeq and is a predicted model, not a curated record. The transcript has 3 exons. Gene Ontology annotation, molecular function: amino acid transmembrane transporter activity.